AUGGAACGGUGGCAAAAUAAAGUGGUUGUUGUAACAGGUGCGAGUGCUGGUAUUGGAGCAGUGAUUGCCGCGGAUUUAGUAAAAAAUGGUUUUAUUGUGGUCGCCCUAGCUCGACGCGAAGAACGCCUCCAGGAAAAUCACCGAGCACUCCCAGAAAAUCUGCAAUCCCGCUACUAUCCCAGGACAUGUGACGUUACCAAUGAAGAUCAGGUGAAGGAUACCUUCGCCUGGAUCGAAACCAAGUUCGGUGGGACUGAUGUUCUUGUUAACAAUGCCGGUAUGGGAGUUGUGGGUGUGGAGCUAUCAGCUGCAAAUAAUACUGAGCCUAUUCGAAAUAUUCUGGAGACAAAUAUCAUGGGCGUCGUCUAUUGUGUGCGGGAGGCGUUCAAUUCAAUGAAAAACCGAAACUUUGAUGGACACGUUGUGAUUAUAAAUAGCAUAACUGGGCAUUAUGUUCCCAUUGUGCCUUUUGGCCCGUUGAAUAUGUAUCCCCCUUCUAAAUUCGCAGUGACGGCAAUGGUUGAAACCUAUCGACAAGAAUUUGCAAAUGCUGGAACCAAGGUGAAAGUUACGAGCAUUAGCCCUGGAUUUGUAUUGACCGAAAUAAUGCCGAAAAUGGAAGCUUUUAGAGCCGCAGGUAAUCCACUUCUGAACGCUGAGGAUGUAUCGAAUGCUGUAUUAUAUGUGUUGAGCACACCACCUCAUGUCCAGGUUCAUGAAUUGACGAUAAGACCUGUUGGAGAGAAAAUGUGACCAAAUAAUGCGUUCGAGUGCAUGGACUACAGCGAACGUCUUUAUCAUAUUGCCCUGCAACUGCUUUACAUCUCUUGUGAACAUUUUUCCAU
Molecule: messenger RNA, 845 nt
Organism: Hermetia illucens (black soldier fly)
Lineage: Eukaryota; Metazoa; Arthropoda; Insecta; Diptera; Stratiomyidae
Product: farnesol dehydrogenase-like
Exons: 3
Coding region: 1-753 (250 amino acids)
Source: RefSeq, a predicted model, not a curated record